AUGGAAGCGACAGCAUACACGAAUCGCGAGGCUUCCAAACAGCAGACGGCCUCAUCGUUCGAGACCGAGGAGCAAGCGCAGUCUCCCGAGCGUCCGUCAUUUCGAACUCUGCAGAAAUGGCUCCGCGACGAUACCAGAGCGUAUGAAGCUCAAGAAGACCAUCUUCGACGACUUGAGCUGACGCCACCCAAACGCAUGACUGUUGCAGAGCGUCAAAAGGUCGUCAAUUGGGACUAUGCCGUGAUCAGGAGCUGUAAGGAGCACGCCGAGAUCUUGCGCACGAUCAAAAAUGCGACCUUCGAGGAGGAGAGGGCUCGGGCGAUGAUCCAGGAGCUAGCUCUCUGCGCUGGUACCUUGGAGCGACGCGCGAUGAAGCUGGCGGACAGGCUUGCCGACGAGCUGGGUGCGCUGGAGGACGAUAUUGGUGGGGAAAGUGUUGGCUCGGAGGACGGUCCGCCGCACGACGAGAACUCCGUCGAUGGCAACCGCGAUCAGGAGAGGAGCGGACAGGGUGAGGACCGACCGCGGAGAUCGAGCGAAAUCUCGAAUGUGGCAGUGAUUGGUUCGAGGGGCGAGGAUGCUGCUCCAGACGACGAUGAUGCGGAAUCAUCAGACACCGAUAGCGAAGAGAACGCCCAACGGAGGUGGAAGGCAUGUGUCGGGCAAGGUCCUACUUCGCCCGUCCGUCUUCUGUUCAUGAAAUGA
This is a messenger RNA of Lecanosticta acicola, 705 nucleotides long. NCBI's taxonomy places the organism in Eukaryota, Fungi, Ascomycota, Dothideomycetes, Mycosphaerellales, Mycosphaerellaceae. The record is from the annotation of a GenBank genome assembly.